Molecule: messenger RNA, 11381 nt
Organism: Diorhabda carinulata
Lineage: Eukaryota; Metazoa; Arthropoda; Insecta; Coleoptera; Chrysomelidae
Product: menin
Exons: 5
Coding region: 94-1926 (610 amino acids)
Biological process (GO): negative regulation of cell cycle; negative regulation of cell population proliferation; regulation of transcription by RNA polymerase II
Cellular component (GO): chromatin; histone methyltransferase complex; nucleus
Molecular function (GO): transcription cis-regulatory region binding; Y-form DNA binding; chromatin binding
Source: RefSeq, a predicted model, not a curated record
AUGUAAACAAAUACGACGUUGACGUGUUGACAGUUACGCAAACGUCUAUUAUACAUUUAACGUCAAAAAAAACAAAGAAAUGUAAAUUACGACAUGGCUGGUUUUCGAGAUAUAGACAAAGCUUUAUUUCCAAUAAAAAGUAUUAACACGGUGGUACAACUAUUUAAAAAUCAAUUAGAAAGUCCGUCAGAGCCUGAUCUGGCGUUACUUUCAAUUGUAGCGGGCGUAAUCGAAAAUUGUUUAACAAGCCGGUCUAAUACCGCGCUUCAAAUAUCCGAACCAGUAGAACAAAAUAAUUUACCGAUUUUAGAAUUGAAAACAGUCGAAAUUUUAUACAACAAAUUUCGAAGUAUCAUGUUUAAUGCUAUAGAACAAAAUAAAUCAAAAUCGUUUGCUACCAGAGAUCUCGUCAAGAAAGUAUCAGAUGUUAUCUGGAAUUCGUUAACGAGGAGUUACUAUAAAGACAGAGCACAUUUACAAAGUUUGUACAGCUAUUUAAGCGGUAGUAAAUUGGAUUGUUUCGGGGUAGCUUUCGCCGUUGUAGCUGGUUGUCAAUGUUUGGGUUAUAAUGACGUACAUUUAGCGCUUUCCGAGGAUCACGCUUGGGUUGUUUUCGGUGAAAAUGGUACCGAAACGGCAGAAGUAACAUGGCACGGUAAAGGAAACGAGGAUAAAAGGGGACAGGAAAUAGGCAAAGGUGUAUCUGCGAGAUCUUGGUUAUAUGUAAAUAACAAACCGGUUAUUUGUACUAGACAUAUGGAAGUUGCAGCUUUGGUUUCAGCUAUAGAUCCAUCUUUGAAUUCAACACAUGAUGCUUAUGAAGUUGCUCUACUUCAGCAAGAACUAUUGUGGUUACUAUAUGGUCUUGGACAUUUAAAAAAAUAUCCAAUGGCUAUUGGAAAUUUGGGUGAUUUGGAAGAAAUUUCUGCUACUGAAGGUAAAGUACCAUGUAAAUCUUUAUUUGAAGAAGCUAUUUAUUCUGCAAGGACGUAUUAUAACAAUCAACAUGUGUAUCCUUACACUUAUCAAGGAGGCUACUUCUAUCGUAACAAAAUGUACGAGGAAGCAUUUGAAAGUUGGGCAAAUGCUAGUGACGUUAUAAGAUUAUAUAACUAUUCGAGGGAUGAUGAGGAGAUUUAUAAAGAAUUUCUUGAGAUCGCGAAUGAAUUAAUACCUCAAAUUAUGAAAACCGAAAGUUCCGGUUUUAGUGCUAACACAAUUUUGAAAAAGUCGAAAUGCUUCGCCGAUUUGCUUCGAUUUUACGAUGGAAUUUGUCAGUGGGAAGAGGGAAGUGCUACCCCGGUGUUACAUAUAGGAUGGGCCAAACCUUUGGUCCUUACAAUAUCAAAAUUCGAUGCUGAUGUUAGGGCUCAGGUGAAUAUUGUCUGUGAUAAGUCUGAAGAAGACAAAUUAAAAAAAAAUGGUUCAUAUUUUAAUAACAAUAAUAAUAAUAAUUAUGAGAAGGAGAACGGAUCUGCUAAUACCGAUCUAGUUGUAAAUAGUACAAAACAAACUGGAGAAAAGGAUAAAUCGCCUUUUCAUCCUAGUAUAGAAGCAUUAACAGCUGCAUGUUCAGAGAAAAUAUUAAAUCCUGAGUAUCUGUUACAAGGUGACGGUUCACCAUUUGUAGGUGGUGAUUACCCUGAUGUCUCACCCUCAAAUUCCCCGCAAGAAUCCACAGAAAAACUCAACGGAGGACCUAGUACUUCGAAAGAAGUACCAAUAGAUGAACAUUCACAGGAUGUAAGACCUACGGUGGUCCUUCACAGUCAAAAAAUGAAGCAGCUGAAAGAUUUGUUGUUGGCUGAAAAACUAAAUACGCAAGCCAUAUCUCUUCACCUGACGGCACAAUCACAGGUGCAGGUGGGUAAGAAAGGUAGAGGAGAAGGUGAUCAUGUCAGGCCUAAGCGAGCACGUAGGGAAUAAGUUGUAAGGAAAAGGGUGAGAGCAACAAGGUACUUAAUAUAUUGUAAAAGUGAAUUUUUUUUGUUAAUUUAUUUUUUUAUGCGAAAAAUGUCUUUUUUUUUGUUAUUGUUUGUUGAAUGGUAGAUAUCGAGGGAUUCACUUACUUGUGACCAUGAAGUUGAUGUAAUGUGGAAAACUUUUUUAUUAUUAAGUUUAGGGAAAAAAUUAUUCUUGAUAAAACGUUCUGCUUGCUUUAAAAUAUAAUACACAAUAGGUAGAUAUCAAAUUUUUUCAGUCGCAUACGAGGUAUGUCAAAAAAUAUGAAAUUUACUUUAUAUCUGUCCCCAAAUUUUGAAACAAUGUCUAUCUUUUUUAUUAUUAAUUUUAAGAAAAAAAGUUAUUCUUGAUAAAACGUUCUGAUUGCUUUAAAAUAUAAUAUACAAUAGGUAAAUAUCAAAUUUUUUCAGUCGCAUACGAGGUAUGUCAAAAAAUAUGAAAUUUACUUUAUAUUUGUCCCCAAAUUUUGAAACAAUAUCUAUCUUUUCUAUUAUUAAUUUUAAGAAAAAAAGUUAUUCUUGAUAAAACGUUCUGCUUGCUUUAAAAUAUAAAACACAAUAGGUAGAUAUCAAAUUUUUUCAGUCAUAUACGAGGUAUGUCAAAAAACAUGAAAUUUACUUAGAAAUAAAAUACUUUUAUUAUUUGUUAAAAUAUUCGAAAUUUUUAUUAAAAAGAGUUAAUUGAAACCUAAAUUUACGUUAAAUACAUCGAUUUACUUUGAGAAUUUUAGUCAUUUUUUGAUAACUGUCUAAUUUUGAACUAAAAUGUGUCAUUAUAGUAAAAAAAUUAUUUUCUCAAUUUAAAAACAUAUUUUGAGGUGAAUUUUAGUACUGAUCAUUGUUUUUUUCAACAAAAUUCUAUAUUAAAAAUAUAAAAUUCAUAUUUUUUUCAAAAAUCUCAGAAUUAAUUAAAAAUAAUUUAAAAUCUGAUGAUCAGUUUUAAGAUUUUAUCAUACAAAACGUUUUAUCAAAAUUAAUUUUUGUUUUCACAUUAAUAAAAAGUUUUUCGCGUGGUAUCAACUCAAGGGGACAUAUUUUAUAUUUUUAUUUAUUUAAUUAUGGAAUAUAUGUUACAAAAUACCCCCUCCCCAUACGGAUAACUUUUUUAUUAUUAAUUUUAGGAAAAAAAAAUUCUUUAUAAAACGUUCUAAAUAUUCUAAAAAUUAAAAUACAAUAAUCAGAAAAGAAAUUUUUCGAAUCGUAUACGAGGUAUGUCAAAAAAUAUGAACAUCAAAUCGAAAAGUAUGUUUUUAUUCAUUAAAAUCAAAAAAUUCUUUUUAAUAAAUUGAUUAGAACUAAAAAACUACAUUAAAUUAAGUAUUCACAUAAUGUUUUUUAUAAAAAAUUUUGUUAUUAAUAAUAUUACGAAAUUACUCAUAUUUUUUGACAUAACUUGUAUACUAUUAAAAAAAUUGCAAAUCUGAUGAUUGUAUUUUAUAUUUUAGAUCACGUAUAACGUUUUAUAAAGAAUCAAUUUUUUUGUUAAAAUUAAUAGUAACAAAAUUAUCCACUUAAUUCCAAUUCAACGAGACGUACUGUACAUUUUUAUUUAUUUAAUUAUAAAAGAGAUGCUGGUUUUCUCUUUAAUAAAUUUGUACAUCUAAUAAUUGAAUUUUCAACUAUUUGUAUAACUUUAUUUCCCAUAUUUGACCAUAGAAAACGUUUCGACUGUUCGGAUUAUCAUCUUCAGUAUUACAAUUGAUAUUAUUGACCAAUUUGUACUAUAUUCGUAUAUAUAGUAUUAUUAUUGGUAAUUCUUCGGUAUCUAUGAUUCGUUGUUUGAACAUCUAAUUAAAAAAAAAACUUGUAGAAUAGACAACUAUUUUUUGACAUAUUAAAAUUGUUGAUUUAUAUUAUGUAUUUAAUAACAAAAAAAUCAACAGUUUUUCUUAUAUAUUGGUACAAAGAAAAACAUAAUGCAGGGCAUUAGAAUAAAAAAAAUCAAAAAGGAUAUUUUACCUACAGUUAUAUACAAGGUGUUUAUCGAAAGACGUUCUUUAUCGGAUGGACAUCCUGUACAUCACAAUAAUAUAGAAGUUAGCUCUAUAUAUAUAAAUAGGUGAAAUUUUUCAUCAAAUAUUUGAUGUGAUCGCACUUUUUUUAAUAAAAUAAUUAUUUUUUAACUUGCCAUUUUUAGCCGAUAACCUCAAUUUCAUAUAUUUUUUUUUGAUAAUAGCGAACAGUAUUAUUAUGAUUUUUAAGAACUGAUUAACUCUCGUUAUUUAAUUUAAGUUUAAGCUAUAGUUGCGUAAACCCAUUGAAUGGAUGGUAAGGGUGCAACGGGUAAAGUGCCAUCAUAGUUGGUAUCCCUUUUCCAUAUAUGUUUCCAUUAAUUCCUAUCCCGUAUCUUAUAUUUUAUUCCUUUCCAUUUAAUCCUUCCCUUUCUUCUGUCUCUCCAGCUCAUCCUCAUAUGUUCGGUAUUAAUCGUUCUCCUUCUACACUGAUACAAAUAGACAUAUAUACAUAUUGACAUUUGACAAUUACAAGAUUAUUUACAAUACCAAUACAUAUUGACACGUAUACACAGUCACAGUUGACAAUUAUACAUUAUCUGCAAUACCAACACAUAUUGACAUAUAUACACACACUGACAUUUGACAAAUGUACACUAUUACACAUUGACUUAUGUACAUUCAGAGACAAUUGACGAAUCUACAUUUUUAUGGAACAUUGGUACAUAUUGACAAAUAAAUUUAGACAUUUUUGUAUGUUUUUGAUGAUUAAUCGUCUUUAUUGACAUAUGUACACAGUGACAGUUGACAGUUAUAUAUUUCUCUGCAAUACUAAUACAUAUUGACAUAUAUACACUCAGAAACGUUUGACAAAUGCGCGUUUAUCUUCAAUCCUGGCAUGUAUUGACAUAUAUUUAUAUAGACAUAUGACAAGUUGACAUUUAUAUGUAACAUUUGUACAUAUUGACAUUUGACAAUUGUACAUUUAUAUAAAACUUUGGUAUAUAUUGACACAUAUACACACAUAGAUAUUUGACAGUUGUACAUUUAUCGAUACCAUUUAUUCAAAUUUUUUUUUUUUUAUAUUUUUUAAAUAUGAUGGAUGUACCCACCCUUUGUACAGUUUAUGUACUAUCUAUAUACGGGAUGUCGUCGAAAAUGAUAUUCAAUUCUCAUUACGAUGACUGCAACGUGGUGGUUACAAUUUUAUUUUAUAUGAUAUAGGUUAGGUUAUACCAGUGAUUUUAUCAUCUAACCGUUGCACAUCUUACCAAUAAAUCUAACAAUAAUUAUUUAUAUAUAUAUUGAAAUAAUACUGUUGUAACUUAUUUUUUCGCAAUAAUAUUAAGUGUCACUUUCAUUUUGUGAUGGUCGGUCGUUUAUAAUUGAUCGAUAUUUUUAUUUUCGAUUUGCAAUUUAAAUUUUAUGAGAUUUUAAUUAUGUCACGUGCGUAUAACUUGAAGUUGGCUAAGAAAAACGUCAGGCGUAGGACACUUAUGAUUUUUUGAUAUCAAUCAAAUGUCAGCUAUGGAACGUUUUAUAAUUUUUUUAUGUCAGCCAUGGAACCGUCAGUCAUUGUCCGUCUUGGAACAUUUAAUGUCGGUUAUGGAACAUUUUUAAUUAUUUGCUGUCAAUCUAAAUCAGUCAUAGAACUUUUUAUAUUUUUUUUCUGUCAGUGUCAGUUAUGGCAACAUUUUAUAACUUUCAGCUGUCAGUCAAUGUCAGUCAUAGACCUUUUUAUAUUUUUUUCUGUCAGUGUCAGUUAUGGCAACAUUUUAUAACUUUCAGCUGUCAAUCAAUGUCAAUCAUGGAACAUUUGAUAACUUUCAGCUGUCAAUCAUGAAACGCUUUAUACAAACUAAUUUGUGGAAUUAUUUGAUUCGAAAUUAACCUUAUAACAUGAGAUUAAGUAGAUUUUGACAGUUUCCUUCAUUUUAUAACUAAUAAUUAUAACCAAAAAUCGAUUAUAGUUAAUUUCAAUGUAACUAAUGUGAUAGUAACAUCAUUUUAUAAACGACCGAUUCCGUUUUGACUAGCACUUUAUAUACAUACAUAUACACUUUGUGCUUGUAGCAAUUUUUUUAUGCACCUCGUUCGUUAGAAGGAUGACGUUUCUUCACUUAUUUUAUUAUUAUUAUUUUUUUAGUCGUUAAGUGGUAAUUGUUAUACAUUCCGAUGUGAUUAGAUCACGUAGUAGUGUAUGUUUAGGUUGUUGAAUGCAUAUAAAUCUUUUAUUGUAUCUUGAGACUUUACAAGAAACUACAAGCAGAAAAUGCGGUAAAAGUAUCCAAACUAAAUAGUGUUAAAUCGACAGGAACUUGAUUUAGUUCAUUCGAACUAAUUGGAAAUUAAAUCCUUGACUCGUUUGGAUGCUAUUAAUUUGGUUCAUUCGGACUAAUUCAAAAUGUCAAGAGGUAUUUGGACGUAGACGGUUCGGUUCAUUUGAACUACUUGAAUAUUUUGAGUUAAUUUGGUUCAUAUGAACUACUUGAUGAUACAUUUUGAAAGUCAAAUCGAUGUAGCGCGAUUGGUUAAUUUGAACUACUUGAAAAUCUAUUUUUACAGUCAGUUGAUUCAGACGGUUCAUUUGAACUAAUCGAGGACCGAUUUUUUUUUUUGAGUAAGUUGUAUAGGGAUAGGUCCGUUCAUUUGAAGAUUUUAAGUUAGUUUGAUGCAAAGGGUAUAGAUCAUUUGAACUACUUGCAGAUCAAUGUAAAAACUAAAUUUGUUGCAGACGGUUUGGUCCAUUUGAACUAAUUAUAGAUCGAUUUCGAGAGUUUGGUUCAUUUGAACUAUUUGAAGAUACAUUUUAAAAGUCAGUUUGAUGUAGACUGUUUUGGUUUAUUUGAACUACUUGAAUAUUCUGAGUUAGUUUGAUGCAGACGGGAUGGUUCAUUUGAACUACUUGACGAUACAUUUUAAAAGUCAGUUUGAUGCAGACUGUUUUGGUUUAUUUGAACUACUUGAAUAUUCUGAGUUAGUUUGAUGCAGACGGUUUGGUUCAUUUGAACUAAUUAGAUAUCGAGAUCAAGAAUCAGUUUGAUGCAGACGGUGUAGUUCAUUUGAAUUAUUUGCAGAUCGAUUUCGAGAGUUAGUUGCAAUUAAUUUUGUUCAUUAGAACCAAUUAAAUAUCGAUCUAAUGAUUCAGUUGUAUAAGGAUAGUUGUGGGUUCAUUUGAACUACUCAAAGAGUGUCUUGAACCAGUUACAUGGUUCAUAUGAACUAAUCAAAGUUUCUUUCUAGUAAUUUUUUCCAUGGUGUAUAAUAUUCAACUUUAUUCACGUUGUCUUCGUUCAUUUCUUUCUAAGUAUUUGUAAUAUAGUCAAAUUACAGAUCCGGCAUAGCCCGAAACGUUCCAAAUAAUCAAUUUUCUUUUAUAAUAAAUAUUAUAGAGACUUGCGAGUUUCUUGUAACGUCCAUUAGCGAAGUUGAUCUGAAAUAUGUCGAUCUUUGCAUAGUUUUUUCGUGCUAUUUAUUAUUAUAUGUUAAUUGGAUCUCGUUAGCCAUUUAAUUUCCACUUUGACAACCGAUAAAUUGAAAAAAUAAUUGAUAUAUUUUCACUUUUUCCAUGGAAAAAAAUUAUUUCUCAAUAAAUUUUUAGUCGAAUACAACAAUAGUUUCCUCGUAUAUAUAUAAUUUUUUUAUAACGAGAUAAAUUAACAUAAAUUGCCGUUACCUCAUAAAUAAGAGUCGUAUUUUAUGCUGAUUGAAUAUGUAAUAUAUAAAAAAUGUCGAUGGUUUUCCUCACAAUGAUAAAAUAUCGACCGGUUUCGAUUUUAUUGGGACUCUUCAGCAUAGGGUAACGAAAUUUUCAUAAUUUAGUCGUUUUUUCUUUUAUAUACGAGCCAAAAUUGAUGUUGCAGUGAUAUCUGGUCGAUUACUAUAUUAUGUUUCGAAGAAAAUUAAAUUUUUCAAUCAGAAAAAUGUUGUCUCUGAAGUUUCUGAACGAUUUUUAUGAUUCACAGUAACAAUUUUCGUUUUUCUCUGUUUAAUAACCUCGUUCGAUGAAAAUAUCAGUCCUGUGGGACAAAUUUUUAGGUUAGGAUACAGUAAAAAGUCACUAUGAACCGGAUCUGAUUUAUACGGUGUGUGGUUAAUCAAUUUUUAAAGUUUCCACUCUCAAAUUGAUUUAACGAGUAUGAAUGCAAUAGAAGUCUACCUCGUUACUUUACAAUAAUAAAAUAUCGACCGGUUUUGAUCUUAUUGGGACUGUUGAGCACAGGGGAACGAAAUUUUUACAAUUUAGCCGUAAAUGUCAAAUAACAAUAGAGUCUCAGCUUUUUUUCAGUCUUAAUAUCGAGUUUGGAAACUUUUAAGACAAUCCUCGUAUAUAUCAUGGAAUAAUAAUUUUUUUUUAUUAAAUUCAAUCAGCAUUUCUAAUCAAAAAUACCUAAUUUUUUCGCUUAUUUACAAUUUACUGUGGGUUGAAGUGUAAAUAUUAGUAAUAUACUGCUCUACAUAAAAUAUAGGGUAACCAAGUCUGAAAAAACAAGUUUCGGUUAAUCGUUGUGUUAUUUUGGACUUGAAUUGACGUAAUACAUUCAAAAUCAUAAAUAAAACUAUAAAAAUAAAUGUUAAAAUAACGAUUUAGUGAAUAUGUUUCAAAUAUCCGAUUUUAUUUUUGUAUUUUGGAGACUAGACAAUAUUGUAAUUGUUAGUUAUGACCGAUCGUAAAAUUUUCGUUUUAGACGGAACAGAAUGGUGUAAAAUUCAAAUGGAAUUUUUUAUAUUUGAAACAGUUUUUUCAAUUAACGAUGGCUCUUGAUAAUAUAAACAUCUUGAUCGAGUACACAGUCACCUUUUGCGAAAGGGAAAACCAAGGAUCGUUGUUAAUUGAAGUACCUGUAUAUUUGAUCCAUUUUACCGUAUUUGUACUGUGUAUUUUGACUUAUUAGGCCAUUUUAACAACUCUUAGUUUGAAUUCAGUCCCCUUGGUGAGCAGAAUAGUGGGUGCCCCGUAUGAUAGGCCAGCCGUACCCCGUUUAACAUUACCAAAGGCUGAUGUCCUUUAGAAACCCAGUCUAAAAUACCUUAAUUAGUUGUUUUUGUUAAUAUGUGAUCCCUUUUUUCAUUUUUAUGAUGAAUUUUUCAUUUAUACAAGUUGUAACUCCUCAAAUGAGUCUAAAAAUACUACAAUCAGUACUUUUUCUUCAUUAUUCAUCAUUUGGGUACAAUUUUUUCACUUUUACAAAGAAUCUUGUACGUCUGCCAGUUGUAACUCUUCAAAUGACUCUAAAAAUACUACAUUCAGUACUUCAUCUGUAGUAUUUGUGAUUUCGAUUCACUUUUUCCACUUUUAUGAAGAAUCUAUUGUUCAUAUCAUGAUCAUUUGACUGUAUUACUAUAAUCAGUUAUCAUCCAUAAAAAACUUUCAAGGGAUUUCGAAUUUUUGCAACCAACUCAUCUAUAAAUUCCCUAGGUGUUUUAAUGUCCUUUUUCAAGUCAAAAUAUAACGUUACAACAACUAUUCAUGUACAAAUCUUUUAUUUAUCAAAUUUUAAAAAUAAUUUAAUCGUUCUGUUAGGUAUGAUGGAAAAGGAACAAUUCUCCAAUUGAAUAGAUUUUUUUUUAGUGUAAGUAAUUGUAAUAUUUAUAAAAGAACGUGAUUAUCAAGUUUUGAAUUUACCUUGCAAAAAGAUCUUUUAAAUUAUGAAAAUUGAAAUACUUGAUCGUAUUUUGAAAUUUUAAAGUUUAAGGCUUCUUAUCCAACUCGCUCUUCAUGAAAAACAACUUAGGGAAUGUAGUUUGAAACAAUUUUAUUUAUUUUUUAUUUUCACACAUCUCGAUUAUUAUUUCCAUAUAUUCUUAUUAUAUUAAUAACCCUUUUUUGUAAUUUCCUUUGCAUCAAUAAUUUUACGACCAUUUUGUUUAUCCCUAACUAAGAACACAAAACGCAAAAAUAUAUAACGUCCGUUUCCAUCGACGUUCACACCGUAACUACUCUAGUUAUGCUCUUGGAUCUAAUUCCGAUUCAGUUAAGGAGUAAUCGAUGCGCACUUUUAAAAUUUUCGUUCUGUGUUCACGGAUCACAUCGAUUUCGUUAAUUAUUGAUUGCGAUUUAGUUAAUCAUUGAUUAUGGAUAAACAUUAGCAGUUCCAUAGAGAAAGCGAAACAGAAGAUGAGAAUUCGUUGACUAGUAGAGGGAGAUAGAAAGUGAUAAAUCGAUGCUUUGUCUCGUCCAAUAGUACAAUUUCAUUUAUAUGCCUCUCUAUCUUCCAUAUCGUUACAAACUAAUUCUCGCGAACUAAGCUUUUGAUACACUGCAAAAAAUAAUCAUCCAUUUCGUGCAAUAGAUGUUAUAUAUACACGUUUUAAGUGUAGUGAAAACUUUUUUACUGUUAUUUUUUAAAGAAAAUGAUGACAUUCGUGUGAUGGUAUAAUUUUGUUGUUUAAAAACGAAGUAGAUUGGUUUAAAAGCGUUAUUUUUCAGUAUUACGUCAUUAUAUACUACAUUUCUAAUAUAUGAAGUGUUUAGAGUGAUUUGACUGAAUAUAUAUACAGGGUAAAGUGGUCCACGAGUGUGUAAUUUAUAUUAUUGAAUAUGUUUUUUUAAUAUAUUGUCAGUAUAUUUGUUCCUUUUUCAUUUUUGUACCAUUGAAAAAAAAAUGAAGCAGCAAAAUUUUAGAUGUUAUUGUAGUCUGUGAUGAAAUAAGGGUGACUAACGUAUUUAUUGAUUAUACUUGUAGAAUAGAAAUAUUAAGUAUUAUUGACACACGUAUUUUUCUAACAAAAAAAAAAUAUAAGAAUCUUCCAUUUAAUGACUAGCCAAAGAACAAAUUUUCAAAUUAAAAAGUGAAAAAACAAAUGGUAGUAGGAUAAUACAUAUCGGAAUAGGGGGAGAAUAUGAAAAAAAUGAAGAGAAUAAUAAUUUACGGUCGAUCUGAGGUCGGGAAAUGAAAGUGGGUGAGGUUUUAAGGGUGAAAAACGAUUUAUGUUGAAAGUAUGAGUCAUAUGGAAAAAAGUUGUAGGUAAUUUUCCUAGAAAUUUUCUUAUCGUACGAAAUUUGGUGAAAACUUUUCUCUUCAGCUUUUUUCCAUAAAACUUGUAGUUUCACCACAAAUUGAAUUAAACAGUUUUUUACCCUCAAAAAAUCACCCUAUUCCAUUUACCAUCUUCAAAACGCCAGUAAAUUAUUUUUCUUAAAUUCUCUUCCUUUCCCAAUGAGUUUCAUCCUAUUAUUUUGUUUUAAAAAAUUUUCAACUCUGUCUAUAUUUUAGACAAUUUAAUUUUAAUGUUUGUUCAUUGACUGGCCUAAAUUUUAUUUGUUAAUGUUAAAUUAUUAUGAGAAGUUUAACUUUGAAGUUUGGAAAAUGAUUGUAUAAGUAUUGUUAAUAUUUAGUAGGUUUUCUUGAAUAUGUACAACACUUUUAGAUUAAUUCUAAUUCAUUUAUUGCGUGUAUACAGGUAGAACUUUACAUAAAUAUGUGUAUUUUCUCGCCCACUAUCAAUAAUAAAAUAAUCCGUAAUU